UUAUGGGAGCUAAGAAGCCCGCGCUGCAUUUUGUGCGCCGCCAGGUAGCUCGGAUUCUCAGGCAAGUCUUGGCGGGCAAUACGCAGCACAGGGCGCUCGCUUCUAUCAAGUCUCUCGUCUACAAGCCUUCCAUCGUCGCGAAAAAGGCUACCCUUGCUCUCAUUUGCAACACUCUCAAAUAUCUUCCCGUGAUCAAGGACAUCGUGCAUUCUGUGGGUCUUCUUCAAGGAAGGAAAAACAAGGGUCAGGAUGAACUUUUCUAUGUGCUCACGCAUGAUCUACUCUUUGAGCAAGAGAUUUUGCCGUCGGGAAAAGAAGAAAUCUUUGUGCUGUCGAGAAAGGCAGCACUUCGAGCAGCAUUUGUGAGGCUGAUGAUGAAGAAAAAUGUCACUGAGAUUGAUGGGUUGCUGCCAACAGAAAGUCGACAGCUACAAUCUUGUGACAUUCCCAGAUACGUGAGAGUGAACACUCUGCAAAUAACAGUCGACGAAGCUCUGGAGAAGCUUGAAGAACUUGGCGCCAAGGUUGACGAGUUGCUUCCUGACUUGCUUGUGCUUCCGCCCGGCACGGAUUUGCACGACCAUUCUCUUGUGCUACAAGGUAGCAUUUUCCUACAGAGCAAAGCAAGUUGUAUUCCAGCACAUGUUCUUUCCCCAGAUCCAGAUUGGGAGGUUUUGGAUGCUUGUGCCUCUCCUGGGAACAAAACCGUGCAUUUGGCUGCUCUGAUGAAAGGAAAAGGUCGGGUUACGGCUUGCGAGCUCCACAAAAAACGCCUCCAGGUGCUGCAAGACACGGUCAAACGUGCCGGAGCAAACAAUAUACAAGUGAAGCAUCAGGACUUUCUUAAACUCGAUCCAAACGCGUCGGACUACAGGAAGGUUCGUGCGAUCUUGUUGGACCCGUCUUGCUCUGGCUCCGGGACUACAGUGCAAAGAAUGGAUCACUUGCUUCCAGUAGCAAACGACGAUCCGGAGUUUCAACAUGACGCUCAAAGGAUCGAUCGGUUAGCCAGUUUCCAAAAGGCUGCUCUGUGUCACGCAUUGUCCUUUCCUGCCGUGGAGAGAGUGGUAUACAGCACUUGCUCGGUGAACCAGCGUGAGAACGAAGAUGUCGUCCAAUCCGUGCUCGAGCACGCUCGCUCUCACAAAUUCAAGCUCGGGACUGUUCUUCCAAAUUGGCCUCACAGAGGACUUCCAGUGUUUGAUGGAGCGCAGCAUUUGUUGCGGACGGAUGCCUUGCGAGACAAAACCGAUGGUUUUUUCGUCGCUCUUUUCGUGAGAGAAAGGAGCCAAACUUUUGAGCAGCAGCGCAAAAGGAAAUCGAGUGAAAUCGAAGAGAGGAAAACUAAGAGGAAAAAGAAGAAACAAAAGAAACUAAACUGAUGGAUAUUUUGUUUUGCGGGCAAGUUAAGCUGAUAUUUAAAAUUGUAUACUUAAUAUUUUAUGAAACCAAAACUUUCUUGGCGUUGUAA
This is a messenger RNA of Selaginella moellendorffii, 1471 nucleotides long. RefSeq names its product probable 28S rRNA (cytosine-C(5))-methyltransferase. The transcript is spliced from 13 exons. NCBI's taxonomy places the organism in Eukaryota, Viridiplantae, Streptophyta, Lycopodiopsida, Selaginellales, Selaginellaceae. Gene Ontology annotation, molecular function: methyltransferase activity. The coding region runs from base 3 to 1382 and encodes 459 amino acids. The record is from RefSeq and is a predicted model, not a curated record. Gene Ontology annotation, cellular component: nucleolus. Gene Ontology annotation, biological process: rRNA base methylation.